AUGGAGGCUCUUUUGCAGCAGUCUCGCACUAUGUGCCCUUUCCUUAAGCGCACAUCCCCCACUACCCUCCGGACUCUGUCAACCGCUACUCGUCCUAGCACCAGCCCGGGAGGUGGAACUAUGUCCAACCUGCAAGUUUUGGGCCGCCGCUGCCCAGUUAUGAGCAAGGCUCUGGCUGUUCAGAGCGCCCGUCUGAGUGGCAGCAAGCGUUUCACCUCCCGUGCCGCCGGAGUCGCUGCAUUCCAGCCUGCCCGAGUUCCGACUGGUAAGCGGGCAUUGCACACCACUGGUGGUCACCCUGCUAGUCUCGCCUCUGGCGGAUACGAGAAAACCGAACGGGGAAACCCUAACUUGCCCAAUCCGCUCCGCUCGUCCCUUGCCGCUCACGCCGCCCACCCCGGCCCCGCGGUCCGCGGCCCCCGCCCGGAAGCCCCAACCAACUCAAAGUUCAAUUACGAUGACUUCUACAAUGUGGAACUGGAGAAGAAGCACAAGGACAAGUCCUACCGCUACUUCAACAACAUCAACCGUCUCGCCAAGGAGUUCCCUCGGGCCCACACUGCCUCUGCUGAGGAGCGUGUGACUGUCUGGUGCUCGAAUGACUACCUUGGCAUGGGCCGUAACCCGCAGGUCUUGGAUUCCAUGCAUAAGACUCUGGACACCUAUGGAGCCGGUGCAGGUGGCACUCGCAAUAUCUCGGGUCAUAACCAGCAUGCUGUCGCCCUGGAGCAUACGCUUGCUAAGUUGCACGGCAAGGAGGCCGCAUUGGUCUUCAGCUCCUGCUAUGUGGCCAAUGAUGCCACCCUAGCAACAUUGGGUAGUAAGAUGCCCGAUUGUGUCAUCCUCUCAGACAGUCUCAACCAUGCCUCCAUGAUUCAGGGUAUUCGACACUCUGGCGCGAAGAAGAUGGUCUUCAAGCACAAUGAUAUGGAAGACCUUGAAGCCAAAUUGGCCUCUUUGCCACUUGGCACCCCCAAGAUUAUUGCCUUUGAAUCCGUCUACAGUAUGUGCGGAUCAAUUGCACCCAUUGAAAAGAUUUGUGAUCUCGCCGACAAAUACGGUGCCAUCACUUUCUUGGAUGAGGUCCAUGCCGUAGGCAUGUACGGCCCACACGGAGCUGGAGUUGCCGAGCAUCUCGAUUACGAUGCGUACGCAUCGCAGGAUACAGCUUCCCCGCAAAGCACUAAGGGCACAAUCCAGGACCGAAUUGACAUUAUCACCGGUACCUUGGGCAAGGCCUACGGCUGUGUCGGCGGAUAUAUUGCAGGCUCGGCAGCCAUGGUGGACACCAUCCGCUCCCUUGCUCCCGGUUUCAUCUUCACCACUUCCCUCCCACCAGCAACUAUGGCUGGUGCCGAUGCCGCCAUCCAGUACCAGGCCCAGCAACCCCGGGACCGAGUCCUCCAACAACUUCACACCCGUGCAGUCAAGGCCGCCUUCAAUGAUUUGGAUAUCCCCGUCAUCCCCAAUCCCUCACACAUCGUCCCCCUCCUAGUCGGUGAUGCCGAGCUGGCCAAGCAGGCUUCCGACAAACUCCUCGAGGAGCACGGUAUCUACGUGCAGGCCAUCAACUACCCCACUGUUCCCCGCGGCGAGGAGCGUCUGCGCAUCACCCCCACCCCAGGCCACGUGAAGCCUCUGCGCGAGCACCUCGUGCAGGCCGUCCAGGCCGUCUGGAACGACCUCGGCCUCAAGCGCACCAGCGAUUGGAAGAGCCAGGGCGGUUUCGUCGGCGUUGGUGUUGAAGGCGCCGAGGCUGCCAACAUGCCCAUCUGGGAGGACGCCCAGCUGGGCCUGCAGGCCGGCGAGACCAUCGAGGGCGCUGUUGCUCGUGAAUUCAACGACGCAGCUGCCCAGGCCACCGUGCCACUGAAGGCUGCUACCCCUCUGACCGAGAAAGCUUACUCGGGAAUGAACUCCACCCCCGUUGGUGUGGUUGCCUAG
Messenger RNA from Penicillium griseofulvum, 1944 nucleotides. RefSeq names its product 5-aminolevulinic acid synthase HemA (gene hemA). Gene Ontology annotation, cellular component: mitochondrion. The record is from RefSeq and is a predicted model, not a curated record. Gene Ontology annotation, biological process: heme biosynthetic process. Gene Ontology annotation, molecular function: 5-aminolevulinate synthase activity; pyridoxal phosphate binding. Lineage: Eukaryota; Fungi; Ascomycota; Eurotiomycetes; Eurotiales; Aspergillaceae. Bases 1 to 1944 code for a protein of 647 amino acids. The transcript is spliced from 2 exons.